GUAGCCGUUGCUUUUUACAGUGUCACCGAAGACAAGGAAAUCUUUAAAUUUUAAACUUUUAAGAUAAUAUUCGCAAAAACUCUUCUAGAAACAUGCGUGAGUGUAUCUCUAUCCACGUUGGCCAGGCUGGGGUCCAGAUCGGCAAUGCCUGCUGGGAGCUGUACUGCCUGGAGCAUGGGAUCCAGCCGGACGGACAGAUGCCCAGCGACAAGACCAUCGGAGGAGGAGAUGACUCCUUCAACACCUUCUUCAGCGAGACUGGAGCCGGCAAGCACGUCCCCAGAGCUGUGUUUGUGGACCUGGAGCCCACUGUGAUCGACGAGGUGCGCACAGGGACAUACCGACAGCUCUUCCACCCGGAGCAGCUCAUCACUGGCAAGGAGGACGCUGCCAACAACUAUGCCCGCGGGCACUACACCAUCGGCAAGGAGAUUGUGGACCUGGUGCUCGACCGCAUCCGCAAGCUGUCUGACCAGUGCACAGGACUGCAGGGCUUCCUGAUCUUCCACAGUUUUGGCGGUGGGACCGGCUCCGGAUUUGCCUCCCUGCUCAUGGAAAGGCUCUCUGUGGACUACGGCAAGAAGUCCAAGCUGGAGUUUGCAAUCUACCCGGCUCCGCAGGUUUCCACAGCAGUGGUGGAGCCUUACAACUCCAUACUGACCACCCACACCACCCUGGAGCACUCGGACUGCGCCUUCAUGGUGGACAACGAGGCCAUCUACGACAUCUGCAGACGCAACCUGGAUAUCGAGCGUCCGACCUACACCAACCUGAACCGGCUGAUCGGGCAGAUCGUCUCCUCCAUCACCGCCUCCCUGCGCUUCGACGGGGCCCUCAACGUGGAUCUCACAGAGUUCCAGACCAACCUGGUGCCCUACCCCCGCAUCCACUUCCCCCUGGUCACCUACGCCCCAGUCAUCUCCGCGGAGAAGGCCUACCACGAGCAGCUCUCCGUAGCCGAGAUCACCAACGCCUGCUUCGAGCCCGCCAACCAGAUGGUGAAGUGCGACCCGCGCCACGGCAAGUACAUGGCCUGCUGCAUGCUGUACCGCGGUGACGUGGUGCCCAAAGACGUCAACGCAGCCAUCGCCACCAUCAAAACCAAGAGGACCAUCCAGUUUGUGGACUGGUGCCCCACCGGCUUCAAGGUUGGCAUUAACUACCAGCCGCCCACAGUGGUGCCCGGGGGUGAUCUUGCCAAGGUGCAGCGCGCUGUGUGCAUGCUGAGCAACACCACCGCGAUCGCCGAGGCCUGGGCCCGCCUGGACCACAAGUUCGAUCUGAUGUACGCCAAGCGGGCCUUCGUACACUGGUACGUGGGAGAGGGGAUGGAGGAGGGAGAGUUCUCCGAGGCCCGGGAGGAUCUGGCAGCUCUGGAGAAAGAUUACGAAGAGGUGGGAGUCGACUCUGUGGAGGGAGAAGCUGAGGAAGGAGAGGAGUACUGAGAGAGGGGAUACUCCACUGAACAAACCCGCCUCGUACUGUAUGUGAGAGAGCCUAUUACUACUGUUUGUGAUGUUCCUGUUCCAAAUAAAAGCGUUCUAAUUUGGUUAA
Molecule: messenger RNA, 1554 nt
Organism: Acipenser ruthenus (sterlet)
Lineage: Eukaryota; Metazoa; Chordata; Actinopteri; Acipenseriformes; Acipenseridae
Product: tubulin alpha chain, testis-specific
Exons: 6
Coding region: 93-1445 (450 amino acids)
Biological process (GO): microtubule cytoskeleton organization; mitotic cell cycle
Cellular component (GO): cytoplasm; microtubule
Molecular function (GO): GTP binding; structural constituent of cytoskeleton
Source: RefSeq, a predicted model, not a curated record